This is a messenger RNA of Pungitius pungitius (ninespine stickleback), 4311 nucleotides long. RefSeq lists its product as uncharacterized. Bases 473 to 3631 code for a protein of 1052 amino acids. Gene Ontology annotation, biological process: DNA integration. The record is from RefSeq and is a predicted model, not a curated record. Gene Ontology annotation, molecular function: nucleic acid binding. NCBI's taxonomy places the organism in Eukaryota, Metazoa, Chordata, Actinopteri, Perciformes, Gasterosteidae. The transcript has 2 exons.
UAAGUGGGCAGCUGCCUGCUCGGCAGAUGACUUCCAUUCGCUGAGAGGACUACUCCUAGUGGAGGACUUUAAAAAGUGCUUGCCCGAUCGCAUUGUUGUCUAUUUAAAUGAGCAGAAAGUAACAACUUUAACUGCUGCAGCAACUUUAGCGGAUGAGUAUGUGUUGAUUCACAAAACUACCUUUUCCCCUGUCUCUGAAAGACCACGUCGUGUCCCUGGUUCGCCUCCCUCUGUCCGCCAAACACCAAGUGCAGAAAAAGAGGAAAGAAAAUGUUUCUACUGUCAUCUGGGAGGUCAUGUAAUUGCUGCCUGUCCGGCUUUGAAACGGAAAGAACAAUCUUCGCGGUUUGUCCAGCCAAAGGGCAUUGGUUUGAUUAAAGCUAAACAGACAAAGACUGAAAGGGAGAAAUGCCAAGAAGUGGAUGCCUGUUUCAAGCCAUUUGUCUUUCACGCACGCAUCUCCCUCACCGGCAUGACUGAAGAUCAGCGCUCUGUCCAGGUGCUAAGGGACACCGCAUGUUCCCAGUCGCUUAUUUUGGCGUCGGCGUUACCUUUUUCCGAGCAAUCAGCGUGUGGGUUUGGUGCGGUGCUCCGCGGCAUUGAAAUGGGAUACAUUCCCCGUCCCGUACACAACGUUCACAUUGAAUCUGAUUUAGUUACGGGGUUCUUUCCUGUCGCUGUGUGUGCCGCUCUGCCAAUUCAAGGUGUCAUACUUUUAGUGGGGAACGACAUUGCUGGAGGUAAGGUAACUCCUACGUUAGAGGUGCUGGAUUCACCUCCGUCCGGCACCGGGGCUUUGGCAACUUCUCCGGUGUUCCCGGCGUGUGUACUCACGCGUGCGCGUGCACGGUUGCGUCAGCAGGGGGAUGAUAGUUCAGAAGUCUCACUAACUGACAGUAUACUUAUGCCCAUGUUUUCUGGAGGGACAGAGCUUGAGGAAGCGGAGGAGCCGAUCGCUGCGCAAUCUGUGCCUGACGGUGAAACCAGCGAUCCAUCCAGCCCGAAUGUGCUUCCAGUUACGCGCGGGCGCCUGGCGAGCGCACAGAGAGAGGAUCCAACACUACAGCGUUGUUUCCGAAGGGUGGUGAGUGACAACGGUAAAGCAAGUGGGGAGAAAGUAGCCUUUAUACAAGAUAAAGAUGUCCUAGUGCGCAGAUGGACCCCUCUCCCAGAUACUGAUGCAGAUUGGAAUGUCGUGUACCAGAUUGUGAUGCCUACGGUCUAUAGACAACAUGUGCUGUCAGUCGCACAUGAAAGUAAAUGGUCAGGCCACUUAGGUGUCACAAAAACGUACCAGCUUGUUCUAAAACACUUCUUUUGGCCAGGGUUGAAGGCGGAUGUCGCAAAGUUCUGCCGUAGUUGCCACACAUGUCAAGUAGCAGGUAAGCCAAACCAAACAAUCUCUCCCGCGCCUCUGCAUCCUAUUCCUAUUCCUAUGCUAAUAGACUGCGUGGGCCCCUUACCUCGCACGAAAAGUGGAAACCAAUACUUGCUUACCAUUAUGUGCGCGGCAACCCGUUUUCCUGAGGCGAUCCCACUUUGUAACAUUACGGCCAAAAUGGUAGUGAAAUCCCUCACAAAAUUCUUUUCUACCUUCGGCCUACCCCGGGUAAUUCAAUCAGACCAAGGUACGAAUUUUCAGUCCAACAUUUUUAAACAGGUGCUUGCCACACUAAAUGUUAAACAUGCUGUUUCUUCUGCUUAUCAUCCCGAGUCACAGGGGGCUCUAGAGCGAUGGCAUCAGACGCUCAAGUCCAUGCUCCGUAAGUAUUGUUUGGAAAACGGACCUAAUUGGGAUGAUGGGGUUCCGUUUGUUUUGUUUGCAGCGCGUGAAGCCGUUCAGGAGUCCCUGGGGUUCAGUCCCGCGCAGCUCGUAUUUGGGCAUACGCCUCGUGGUCCUCUAAAAACAUUACAUGACCAGUUCAUAAAGUCGUCACCGGCCAAAAACGUAUUGGAUUAUGUCCGCCACUUCCGUGAGCGACUACAUGUUGCUAAUACACUCGCUAAACAGGCACUUUCCAGUUCACAAGAAGUGAUGAAGCGUCACUAUGACCGUUCAGCUGUAACUCGCCGUUUUCAACCUGGUGAUUUAGUAUUGGCGUUACAGCCUACACCUGUCUCGGCGCUCUCCUCCAAAUUUACCGGUCCGUAUGCAGUCCGUGAACGCAUCAGUGACACGGACUACAUUCUCAAUACUCCUGAGCGAAGGAGAAAAACACGCGUCUGUCAUAUCAACAUGCUAAAGUUAUACCAACGUAGAGAGAGUGAUAAAAGUGGCUCUGUGGACAAUCCAAAGCCGCCCCUCACUGUUUUGCCUCCUCGGAGCGCCGCUUUGAUCGUAACCGAUGCUGCGCUUCCUCACGCCUGUGAUGAUUUGCGGCCGCGUCAUCCAGUCCAGUUGGGCACUAGACUCCCUAAUUCGGAAGCCAUAGCGCAGUUACCUUCCCGGCUACUACAUUUACCUGUUGAGCAUAGACAGGGUGUAAUCGACCUUGUCGAAAAAUGUAGGGCUACCGGCGUGUUUAGUGAUGUACCGACCACAACAACUUUAGUAAAACAUGAUAUUGAGCUGACCGACCCGCGUCCGAUAAAACAACACCCGUAUCGUGCCAAUCAAACUAAGCGAGAACUGAUGAAAGGGGAAGUGCAAUAUCUUCUUGAAAAUGGGUUUGCUGAACCCAGUUCUAGUUCGUGGAGUUCACCCUGUAUUGUGGAGGCUAAGCCCGACGGCUCGCCGCGGUUCAUUACCGAUUUCCGUAAAGUGAACUCUGUUACAGUGCGCGACUCGUACCCAUUACCGAGAAUGGAAGAUUGUAUCGAUAAUCUGGGGAAUGCCAAGUUUGUAAGCAAACUUGACCUGUUAAAAGGUUACUGGCAGGUACCCUUGACCGACCGUGCAGCUGUGGUUUUGGCGUUUGUUACUCCUGACCAUUUUGCGCAGUACAAGGUAAUGGCGUUUGGCAUGUGCAACGCACCCGCCACAUUCCAGCGUUUAGUUAAUACUGUGUUAGCUGGGGUAACUAAUUGUAACGCAUAUUUGGAUGACGUAAUUGUGUACACAGAGACGUGGGAGGAGCACCUGCGCAUCUUGGAGCAGGUCUUCCGCAGACUCGCCCAAGCCAACCUCACAUUGAAUUUGUCAAAGUGUGAGUUCGGUAAAGCGACCGUCACCUAUUUAGGAAGACAGGUAGGGCAGGGACAGGUGCGCCCUGUAGAAGCAAAAAUAAGUGCCAUUUCAGGUUGUCCCGCCCCCUCUACGCGUAAAGCGCUACGGUCGUUCCUUGGAAUGGCAGGAUACUACAGAGUUUUCUGCCGUAACUUUUCGACUAUUGCCCAGCCAUUAACUCGGCUAUUGAGCCCUAAAGUAGAGUUUGUGUGGUCUACAGACUGUCAGAUCGCAUUUUGCAGCCUCAAGGCACUCCUCUGUCACGCCCCCGUGCUAACAGCUCCCGAUUUUGCCAAGCCGUUCAAGCUUGAGGUGGACGCCAGCGGCGUGGGGGCCGGAGCGGUCCUCCUACAGGAAGAUGCGGAGGGAAUAGAUCAUCCAAUAUGCUAUUUUUCCACGCUUGAUGCGAUGGGCACUGAUUGUGCAGGACUACCACUUGGAGAUCUGCCACAAGAAAGGGUCUGAUAACAUAGUGGCUGAUGCGUUGUCCCGGUUACAGUAAGAUAGAGGUAUUUGUUAUAUUUGUGUGAGAUGUUAAAUAACUGGGAGGUUGUGUUUAUGGGAGGGGGUGUUACGGCUGCCGACGGAAACCUCAGGUGAACAGGGAGUCUGGCUGCAACCUCCCACGACGCAGAGGGAAGACCGAAGCGGAUCCGCCUGGAAGACUCCCAGCCAACCAGAAGAGGGCAUUGGAGUGCGCGCCAGGCUUAAAAGGCCAAACGAAUUGCAGCUGGGGGCGGCUACCAAACCCAGAGAAUGACUGUGAGAGCGAGGAAGAGGGCCAGGGCAAGGCACCACUGACACUCUGCACCUCACAGACUUGUGUCAGCCACAUUAGGAGUAGGGGCGCCGUUGGAGAUGUAUUUUUAUGUUUUGGUUAACGUAAGUAAGGAUCUUUGUUACUUGUUGGUUUUGCCAUAGUCUUCCUUCUGAAGGCCUCCUUUUGUUCUAUUUGGUUUUUGAUUUACACGGCACCCCAGGCCCUUUCCCUCAGUUCAUGCGCCCUUGUGUUUGUUUCUUGACUCCAAGAAUAAAUAUUCUUUUUUUUUCACCCAACAAAAGUCUGGGUUUAUGUAUGCGUCCGUCUCCCCCUAGCGACUGGACAUAAUUCCUGAUUUCCUGAUUGCUAAAUUAGUAGGCUACAC